This is a messenger RNA of Hibiscus syriacus, 712 nucleotides long. RefSeq names its product mitochondrial pyruvate carrier 1-like. The record is from RefSeq and is a predicted model, not a curated record. Gene Ontology annotation, cellular component: mitochondrial inner membrane. NCBI's taxonomy places the organism in Eukaryota, Viridiplantae, Streptophyta, Magnoliopsida, Malvales, Malvaceae. Gene Ontology annotation, biological process: pyruvate import into mitochondria. The coding region runs from base 209 to 535 and encodes 108 amino acids. The transcript has 6 exons.
UAGAACAAUCAAAUUCCUCCUAGCUAGCUUUCUCUCCCACCAAACUUCUCCAUCUUCCAUUCUUUCCUCCGCCACCCUCCGUCGUCUGACUUUCCCGGCGAUAUUGUUUACAAAGUGGCAUGGGGUGGAUGAUGCAAUUCGCCAGGCUGAAAAGGACGGCAUAAUUGUUUUUGUUUGCCAAAGCUACUUUCAGCAUCGUUUGUAACAAAUGGCUUCUUCCUUCCGAGCAUUCCUAAACAGUCCAGUUGGCCCAAAAACAACUCACUUUUGGGGGCCUGUUGCAAAUUGGGGAUUUGUUAUCGCUGGAUUGGUGGACAUGAAGAAGCCCCCAGAAAUGAUUUCUGGCAACAUGACAUCAGCAAUGUGCGUCUAUUCUGCAUUGUUCAUGAGGUUUGCAUGGAUGGUACAACCACGAAACUAUCUGCUGCUGGCAUGCCAUGCUUCAAAUGAGACAGUACAGCUCUACCAACUUUCCCGUUGGGCAAGAGGUCAAGGGUAUUUGUCGGAGAAGAAAGAGGAAGCUUCAUCACAGUGAAGCAGCUUCGGUCUGAGCUGCUUUUUGUUUCUUUCAAUUCAAUGUUUCUGUGAGUUUUACCAUGACCUGAAGAAUGCAUUCUGGACUUACCCUAUAAGCAUUCUUGUGAAAAUAAUUGUUUUAAGUGAAUCUUGAUUGUCCCUCUCAUCUAUAUGUGUUCUGGAUCUUGAUUUUGCA